Messenger RNA from Dendrobium catenatum, 444 nucleotides. Its product is annotated as auxin-induced protein 6B-like. The transcript has a single exon. Gene Ontology annotation, biological process: response to auxin. NCBI's taxonomy places the organism in Eukaryota, Viridiplantae, Streptophyta, Magnoliopsida, Asparagales, Orchidaceae. The record is from RefSeq and is a predicted model, not a curated record. Bases 1 to 444 code for a protein of 147 amino acids.
AUGGAUCAGAAUAGGUCAAGCAAUAAAAUCACUGAGAUUGUCAGGCUUCAGCAAAUGUUAAAGAAGUGGAAAAAGCUUGCAAUUUCUCCAAAGAAAAUCUUUCUCGGGAGAACCUCUUCUUCUUCUUCUUCCUCUUCCUCUUCUUCAGUAACAAAUGGAGUUCCAAAAGGAUUUUUAGCUGUCUGUGUUGGAGAAAAGAAGGAGAGAUUUGUGAUUCCAACAGAAUAUUUGAGUCACAGAGCAUUUUCAGUACUGUUAAAAGAAGCAGAAGAAGAGUUUGGGUUUCAGCAGGAAGGAGUAUUGAGGAUGCCAUGUGAGGUUUCUGUGUUUCAGAGUAUUCUGAAAGUGGUGGAAAAGAAUAAGGAGAGAGUCUGUUACUGUUCAUCUGAAGCAGAAUUUGCUCAGACUGCUCACUGUCUUCCUCCAAAGCCAAUAUACAGGUGA